GUGUAUGUGCGUGUGUGGCGUCACUCAGCAUCACCUAGUGUUUCCUGGCGGAGAGUGGGAAGGGGCCGACCUUGUCAGACUUGCGGACAGGCCCACCUGCCUCUGCGGGCCACGUGACUCUGUGGCUGCAGCCCCUGGACUGUGAUGGGGUCAGCCAGCAGCGGGGUCGCUCGCUCACCUGCCCCUCCCAUCUCGACAGCUCUAGGAAUCGGGGGUCUCGAACAGCUGCCCUGAUGUUCCUGCCGAUGUGUCUCUCUGGAAGCAAAUCCUGUCUGCAAACCUCGGGUUUACUCAAAAGCUGAAAUUAGGGGUUUUUUCUUAAGACCUGGAUUUCCCUACUGAUUUACCAUAGGGUUCUUUGACAGAACAAAUACCCCAGUACAUUGAAAACUAGUCAGUUUGUGGAAAAUCAGCUUAAUUCAACACGUGUUGAGUUCACGUGUCUGUCACGCUCCAAGCACAGUGUUGUGGGAGAUACCAGAGAAGAGCAGGACAGGUCCUUCCCCUCCGGGAGCCUUGUCUAGCCGGGAAGAUGGGACUGACCCUGCGGUAUAGGCGAUGACCGGGGGAGAGCAGGGCCGGCCGGCGGCUGGGCUCUCUGCAGUGCCCCGUGCGCUCUGACCGGAUGGGCCCGGGCAGGCCGGCCGCCGCCGGGGCUCACCUGGCAGCCUGCGUCCAGCUACAUGGGAGCAGCGACCCCAGGACCCUCCAGGCCCAGAACCAGCUGCAGUUCAGCAGGAGCACACCCGAGCACGCAGGCACCCUGGCCGUGCGCUACUCCUGCCCGCACGCCAUCCGGAUCGAGAAGCUGAAGCACUCGUACCGCGAGUCGUACGGCUGUGAGGAUGCGGGCUGGCAUGGCGGUGGCCACGGGAGCGGCUCGGCCUCGUUCUCUGUCAUCUCGGAGGAGCGGCUCAGCUAUGCCGUGCACCUGGCCAAGAGGGACGUGAAGCGCAGGCAGCUAGAGGAGCGUGUUGGGCGGUGCCGGCUCAGCGGGGAGCCCCAGCUCUCUCGUCUGCACAAGGUCCCUGAGCCCAGCGUGCAGAGGAAGGAACCUGGGAGCCGGGACAUGUGUCCUUGCGGCCACCAGCCGUCCACGGUGGGAACGUCCUGCACGGGUGCCAAGGUGUAUCUGUACGCACCUCGUCCGGCCCCGGCCCACCUGGCUGUGCCCCACUCGCCCCCCACCCAUGACCCUGGCCUGGAGCCCCGCCCCAAGCUCGGCAGCCACCAGCAGCUGCUGGAUGUACAGCGGCUCCAGAGGGAGCUGAGCGCUUGCAUCCAUAAGAUGGAAGAGGUCACGAAGAAAGACAGGAUGCAAGUGGCUUUGGACCCCGAUGAGGAGCGGCGCGCCCGCGUCAGGAGGCAGGAGCAGGCCGUGAGCUCGGCCCGGAUGCUGUAUGUCCUGCAGCAGCAGGUGAAGGAGAUCCAGGAAGAGUUGGAUAAAUUGAGCCCACGUGAGACCAGACACACGAAGAAGUCAUGGGCCAUGUCGCGGCUGGCGGCUGCCCACCGAGGAGCCAUCCGGGCCUUACAGGUGUUGGUGACGCAGCUUAUGGACCGUGGGGAGCACCCGGUCCCUGCGCGCUGCCGGGAGCUGGGCUGCCUCAUCCGCCAGCUCUCACUCUGCUCCGCCAAGCUGCACGCCGACCCCUCCAUCCCUGACGUGGUUGCGGACAUCUUGCGACAGAUUGAGGCUUUGGAAUCCCUCCUGGAAAAGAAACUGUCACCGAAAAAGAAGAAAAGUUUCACGGAAAUUCAGAGCAGGUUUCCUGUUGGUGGCCACGGGGCCUUAGAGAGAUGGCAGGGUCCUUCGCCCAAGAGCGAGAGGAGACCCCUCGUAGCGAAGGAGAUGUUUCCUGAGGAAGCAAGGUGGCCUUCGGGGGCGAAGACGCUCCCGGCUGAUCACUGUCCCACUGGGGCAGCGCCUGCUGCGACCUGCGGGCUGGAUGUGAUGGGUGCAGAGAUUCUUCCGGAAGAAGCCCCGUCUGCUCCAGACCACAGCGCCAGCUUCUCGGGGGAUCCACUGGCCCUGGCGAGAGCUGGAGCGGCAGCGGGGAGGCCCACGACCAGGAGUGCUGUGCUCCAGAAGGGGGAGGCCCGGGCGCCGGCGAGGCCACCUCAGGGACUGCAUAGAGCUGGAAGAGGAGGACCGACCCGGUCCCAGAGCAGAAGCCGACUGCAGCGCACAACAGUGUCCUCCAGACUGAAAGUGAGCCAGCAGCCUGUGAGGGACAGCAGAGCCCCUUGGGUGCCGCCGAACCCCACGUCCCCGCCAGCAUCUCCCAAGUGCGCUGCCUGGCUGAAGGUGAAGCCGAGCCCCAAGAGUGCCGCAAAGGAAGUGUGGCCGCGGCAGGACGAGGCUCGGGACGAGAGUCUGCGGAGGGAUGCCGUCGCGCAGGAAGCCGUGAGCAGGCUCGCUUGGCUUGAUGCCGAAACUUCCAAAACAGUGAAGGAGCUGGAGGAACUGAAAGCCGGGGCCUCGGACGAGACACGGAGGCGGGGCGUGUCGGACACCCAGCUAGCAGACAAGGUGGAGAAGGCGGUCUUGGAGCGUUUGAAGCCUCUUCUGGUCACGGCCCAGAGGGUCAGCUCUUCUCAGGAAGCAGAUCGUCAGCCAAGGGACCGGCCGUCAGCAGAUGUGGCAACCGGCCAGCCCGUGGAGGAGGCUGCAGCUUUGGACCGCACACCCCAAGGCCCUCACCAGCUGGGGGACUGUUUGGAAAACGCUGCCCACGGGCCCUGGGCCACAACCCACCGUGGGGGCUCGGAGUCGGAAACCUCAGCGCCCAUGGGGGACGGCAGAGGCAGCCCGGAUCUGGAGAGCCUGAUGCUGCGGGUGGAGGAAAUGGAGAAAUACCGGGAGACAGUUUGCCAGAGAUACAGUAAAAUCGUAUAUGCUGAUCCUCACCUAUGGGGGCAGGAAGGAAAGACGGGGCAGGCACCCCCAGCAGUAAGUGAAAGGCCUCUUUCUCCUCAUCCAAUCAGGAUCACAAAGACCCCAGCUCGCAGAGACCACGACGUGAACAUCGUGUUGGAAGAACCCAGGAAUGCCAAUUCCCUGGACGAAAGCGUGGGGACGGAUGAGAGGUCUGAGAAGAGCAGGGCCCCCCUUGCGCCCCUCCCGGAAGAGUGUCUGCAGAAGGACGGCCGGACCGCACUGCACGUCCCCCCAGGCCUGCGGCACAGCAUUGGCGACUACUGUAGCCGCUUCGAGCGGUACCUCCGCCUGGUCGCGCACGAGGCUGUGGGCGCCUUCAACCCGUGGUUGUUGGCCGAGAGCUUCUCCGACGAGCUAGUGGAUGAGGCUCUGGGGGCUGUGGCCGCGGAGCUGGAGGAUGCGUGCAAGGACUACGCGGAAGCUGUAUUCACCUCGGAGUUCCUGGAGGCUGCGACCUGAGGGCUCCAUCUGCAGUGGACCUCCUCCCUGGGGUGCACGGGAGCCCCUGAGCCCGGGUGCCCUUCUGUGCCUCCUGGGUGCCUCCCACGGCGGGGGGCCCCCUUUCCAUCCUCUCGUGGUCAUGGUGAUGGCUCUGGUGGUUGAUGACGGAGGGCAAGGUGUUUCUCAGUGCCCAGAAAUUGUGAAUUAUGACAAUAUAAUAGUUUCUCAAUGUGUAGUUUCCCUAUUGAAAUCCCAUGUUUGUUUUGCCCCUGAGUCUGGUGACAGGAGCGUCGGGAAAGGUGCUUGCAGGUGUAUUUCCCGAGGGUCCACGUUGCUGCCCAGCCGCCUGCGCCCGUGGCUCCUGUGCUCCCGUCAUCCCGAGCUUGUUUCUGUUGGUCCCCGCGACGCCACGCCAUGCAGACGGAGCCCACCAGCCCUCUGCGUCCUGCCAGCCGGUCCUCAGCCCGGCGGUCCUCUGCACCGUGGUCCGCAGCCUUGUCUCGCCCUGGUGGCCAUGUUCCGAUGUCCAGAUUGUGUCAGCACGCAGGGGCCGUCGGAGGCCAUCGGGAGGGUCCCGGGCUGGCAUCCCUGUUCUCUGGGCCAGCAUAUUCCACGCCUGUGGACCCACAGAGGACCGGGCGGGAGGAGAGGACUGGGCCAGAGCAGAGGACCUGCCUGGAUGCGGGAAGCCCAGCGGGUCUCCCGGGAGAGGAAGACACCCGAGAGCCACAGCAGUUUCGUUUCGUCCCCUCCAAGCUGUGUUUUACCGAGAAGUGCCUCUGGCUUUUCAGAAACAAAAGGAAUGUGCGUGAAAAUAAGGCCACUUCCUGGAAGAAGGUUCUCUCCGCCGGCUGGCCUGGGCUCGGCUCCGCCGCGGAUGAUGUGACUCCUUAGGACGCAGUGGGUGUCACAGCUGGACUUUCUCCGGUGCGAGCGUGUUUGAGGCGACCGCGGGAGCGGCUUGGCCACACCGCCGCGCACACACCUGGACCGGGGUGGUGCUGGCCUUCUGCUCGAUUUCGCAUGGCCUCGGGACCAAGAAGGCUCUGGGGCCAAAGGUCGUCCCUGUGCGGGGCACGCGUGUGCGCUGUCAGCAGGCGGUGGCCUCGGUGGCUCGAACUCGUCUGUGGGGCAGUUUGUACUGUGCUGAUUUUUAAAUAAACUCAGGAUUUUCCAGUA
Lutra lutra (Eurasian river otter) is the source of this 4561-nucleotide messenger RNA. RefSeq names its product KIAA0753 ortholog. Gene Ontology annotation, biological process: protein localization to centrosome; centriole replication. Lineage: Eukaryota; Metazoa; Chordata; Mammalia; Carnivora; Mustelidae. Gene Ontology annotation, cellular component: centriolar satellite. The transcript has 18 exons. The record is from RefSeq and is a predicted model, not a curated record. The coding region runs from base 626 to 3400 and encodes 924 amino acids.